Saitoella complicata NRRL Y-17804 is the source of this 1446-nucleotide messenger RNA. RefSeq lists its product as uncharacterized. Gene Ontology annotation, cellular component: cytoplasm; plasma membrane; cytosol. The record is from RefSeq and is a predicted model, not a curated record. The coding region runs from base 1 to 1446 and encodes 481 amino acids. The transcript has 4 exons. Gene Ontology annotation, biological process: ubiquitin-dependent endocytosis. NCBI's taxonomy places the organism in Eukaryota, Fungi, Ascomycota, Saitoellomycetes, Saitoellales, Saitoellaceae. Gene Ontology annotation, molecular function: protein-macromolecule adaptor activity; ubiquitin protein ligase binding.
AUGAGCGUCAAGAUCCAAUUGAAGGAUCAAGGGAAAACCUUCACCAACCUCGAUUAUGUCGAAGGCACCGUACUGCUUGAUCUACGCACAGAUGAGGAUAUCGAGAAGGUUACGGUGAAGUUAGAAGGCGUUUCGCGAUCCGUGGUGAUGGCACCCAGAAGACCAGGUGAUCGGAAAGAGAAGCCAUACGUUGAGAUCCAUAAGCUACUGCACCGAGAACAAGUGGUGUUCCCACCCGCCGAUAUCAGGUCUCUUCAGACGACGUCAAGUGGCUCAUUCACCCUCCCAACUGGGCAAUACACCUACCCCUUCCGCCUCCGGAUCCCGAUCAACCACUCCUGCACGGAAGCUCCACCACCCAAGACUGGUGCAUUCUCCUUAAACAACCUAGCUUCGACAAGCAAAGGAAUCACCACCGUCUCCACUCCACUCUCCCACGUUAAAGCCAUUUUGCCACCAAGUGUAGCAGGCGGGGAAGAUUGCUUCGUCAAGUAUUUCGUCAAAGUGACGGUAAGCAAAAAAGCGUUUUACAAGGCCAACUACCGCGCGUAUGAUCCUUUCAUCUUUCUGCCGAUUGAGCCGCCGCGACCGGUGCCGCAGGGCGGGUUACAGGUGUUUGCGCGGAAGGAGGAGCAGUUUGGUAAGAAGAAGGGAGGGUUUUUUGCUGCGCUUAGGGGUGGUGGUGGGAAUGGAGUCAGCGGUUCGGUGAUGGUCGAGGCACGACUACCUAAUCCACCAGUCCUCACGCCAACCAUCCCGACGGAUUUAGUUAUCAUGCUAAAUAGCGCACAAGAAGCCACCGUUGCAGACCUGCAACUUCGCCUCCUCUCAACAACCCGCAUCACCGCCCACGGUCACCCCGUCAAGCAAACCCACGCACUCAAACUCCCCACUCCACACCCCCUCCAUACUUCCGGCGCACGUACCCUGACGAUGAAAGUCAUGCUACCGGAUUCCGUAGUACCCACCUUUCGAACAUGCAACCUGGAGAGAGGUUAUGUGCUGGAAGUUACAGUUAUGGUUGAGAGUGCGGGACAGGUUUCGCCUGUUACGUUGGUCAUGGGAAUUCAGGUCUUUUCGGGGAUGAAGCCGCCGGCGGGAUUGGUUGCUCGGGACAGGAAUGGGAAGGCACAGGCUGCGGCACCGGCGUAUCCGCUGCGACCGGCAACUGGUUCUGGGAAGGAAGGGUUGUCGCCUGCACUUCCGGAGCGACCACCGCCUAUGCCUGCUAGGCCGUCACAGCAGGGUAAAGCUGCUGAGGCUGCCGCUGAAACACAGGCUGUCCCGGUUGACAAUGUCGAAGCGGAGGUACAGUUACCGCCUACGUACGAUGAGGUCCUUACGGAGCGGUUGGAGGGUGAGGUAGGGGUUGGGCAGGGCGAGAGAAGGCGGUUGGCUGUCCCGCCGGAGUAUUAUAGGCAUGUUGAGGAUGCUGAGAGGGUGUAA